This is a messenger RNA of Daucus carota subsp. sativus, 1316 nucleotides long. Its product is annotated as leucine-rich repeat receptor-like serine/threonine-protein kinase RGI4. The transcript is spliced from 2 exons. Bases 1 to 1143 code for a protein of 380 amino acids. NCBI's taxonomy places the organism in Eukaryota, Viridiplantae, Streptophyta, Magnoliopsida, Apiales, Apiaceae. The record is from RefSeq and is a predicted model, not a curated record. Gene Ontology annotation, molecular function: protein binding.
AUGUCAAUCUUCUUCAUCUUCCUGCUCUCUCUCUCCGCCAUCAUUUCAACCACCGCCGGCGACCCCCUCUCCGACGAGAUUUCAGCUCUCCGGGCAUUCAAAUCCUCCAUCAAACCCUCCACAAUCCCAUCUUACUCAUGCUUAGCUUCCUGGAACUUCACUUCUCACCCUUGCUCUUUUCCCCACACCACUCACUUCAUUUGCGGUCUUACUUGCUACAACUCGCGCGUGACUCAACUCACUCUCGACCCGGCGGGUUACUCAGGCACUCUCUCCCCACUCAUCUCCAAACUCACUGAGCUGACUCACCUCGACAUCUCGGAGAACAAUUUCUUCGGCCCAAUCCCACCCUCUCUCUCCUCUCUCGCGAAUCUCCAAAUACUCUCUCUCCGAUUCAACUCGUUCUCCGGCUGGGUCCCACCAUCAGUCUUCGCGCUCAAGAAACUAGAAUCACUAGACUUGUCUCAUAAUUCUCUCUCAGGAUCACUACCAAACACGUUGAACUCGGCGACGAGUCUGACUCGUUUAGACUUGAGUUACAACAAACUCACUGGGUCAAUACCGAAACUACCCCCAAACCUCUACCAAAUUGCCAUCAAAGCCAACUCGCUAUCCGGGUUUCUCUACCAAACCUCAUUCACUGAGUCAACUCGGUUAGACACCGUUGAACUCAGCGAGAACUCGCUAGUAGGAGUUUUGCAACCAUGGUUCUUCAACUUACCUUCAUUACAACAAGUGAACCUUUCCAAAAAUAAAUUUACAGGUGUCGUGAUCUCCAAACCUCAGAACCCAGAAAGCAACCUCGUAGCCGUUGAUCUAGGAUUCAACAAAAUACAAGGUAAUUUACCGGUUAAUUUUUUAUUAUAUCCCAUGCUUUCGUCACUCACAUUGAGUUACAAUCGGCUACGGGGACCAAUCCCACUGGAAUACAGCAAGAAACAAAGGCUCAGAAGAUUAUUUCUGGAUGGGAAUUACUUAAAUGGGUCGCCGCCGUCGGACUUGAUUUCCGGCAAGACGGAAGUUUUGGCCGGAAAUUUAGGAGACAAUUGUCUAAAGUAUUGUCCUGCGAGUUCUUCGCUUUGUUCAAAGUCGCAAAAAGCUACUUGGAUUUGCCGACAAGCUUAUGGGAAGCCAAGAUUAUAGUGUUUUUUUUAAAUAUAUAUAUUAUUUAUGGUUUGUUAUUAUUAAUUAAUUUUAGUCUUUGUAAUGUGUUGUAAGAUACUCCUAUGUCCAGCUGUGUCAUGUAUUUUUUUUAGAGAUUUCCAUGUACAUUGAAUUUGUUUUUAAUUAAUUAUAAUAAUAGAACUAUUCGGUGA